Molecule: messenger RNA, 2233 nt
Organism: Xiphophorus maculatus (southern platyfish)
Lineage: Eukaryota; Metazoa; Chordata; Actinopteri; Cyprinodontiformes; Poeciliidae
Product: MAGUK p55 subfamily member 4-like
Exons: 8
Coding region: 151-1869 (572 amino acids)
Cellular component (GO): plasma membrane; adherens junction
Molecular function (GO): protein binding
Source: RefSeq, a predicted model, not a curated record
CUGACAUGCUCACACUGCUGAUUCACUCCGUCUCAAAUCAACACGCUCAGGAAACCCAAACCUAAGGGAGGAAGGUACACUGGAUGCUGUUGUCUGUGAGCUGACCGGAUGUAAGAGAAAUAGCGUUUUUUUCUUCUAUGAUGGUUCUGGAUGUUCACCAUGAGAGAAACUAUGGAGGAUGGGAUCAGCGAAGUAUUAUCCAGCGUUGUGGAGGAUGUUAGUGAAGCCGUCAACAGAAACAUUAGUGGCUCUCAGCUUCUGCAUGAACUACUGAGCGCUCCAUGGCUUCGCGCCUUACUAAAGAUUUACGAGUGCCUGAUGCGGUUCCAGAGAUUGUCACCAAGCCCCCUUCUACCUUGUGCCUCCGGACUCUUAUUUGAGAUCAUGGCCGUCAUACAAAGAGCGCACCGUCCUUCGGCUGAAGCUCGUGAGCUCUACAACCUCCUCAGCUCUCCACAUGUCCAGGCCCUCCUAUCAUCUCACGACAGCGUGGCGCAGUCUGACUAUUUACCCGUCCUUUCUCCGCUGCCCGACGAGUUACCAGAGGACGAGGAGGCCAUGAGGAUCGUUUGUCUUGUAAAGAAUAACCAGCCUCUGAGUGAAAAGGGUUGCAGAAGUUCAGAAGACCAGGUUGGAGUGGUCCGUAGCCGUUGGAGCAGUCUUCGUCGACUCACGUUGGAGCGCCUGAUCCCUGCAAGGAGGGCGUUGUCUGGGGAGGAGCUCAGAAUGGCCGAGACGGCCAGGCCUUUGCCUCUCCAUGGAAAUCCACCCUGCCACUUUCUUCCCCAUUACGAGUCGAUGGGAAGUUGUCGUUUAUGUCCACAAAACACAGAACUUUGGGAGCGAGGGCUCAACCACUCGGCUCCGGCCGUCUUGAACCCAGAAACAUGUUCCGAGAGACUCACGCCCAACAAAGAGGACGAUGCUUCUAGUGGAGGGAGCAGUGACGACUAUUCUUACCCUCCCCCUCCAAUCCCGGCCUACACUGUCAGUCUUCCCAACUCUCCCCUCAUGCACAAAAAGGUUGCUCCAGGAGGGGAAUCAAGGAGCAUUCUUACUCCUGGUAGAGUCCACACAGCACCAGUCAUUCCUGCAACUCAAUCUUCUUCUAAGCAAAAAGGAGUCAGCACUCUCCCAAAUCCUGUGAGGCAUUGUCAGAAAGAGUCUUUAAGGGCUUCAUGUGCGGUCAAUUCUUCUCCACAUCACAACAAACCACAACAGCAACUGCAGAAACAUCAUCAACCUCCUGGGUUUGACAAAACCUGCAGCAUGGAGGAGCUCAGGACCACGGUUCAGACCGUGGCCAGCAGUAUCGAGCACAGUAGCCAGGACGUACGCCACCUGGAGCAGAAAAUGGUGGCGGCGACAGAAAUGAUCACGGACCGCGUCGAAGAAAACGUCCAGGCCCUCAACCUUCUCGCCGAGGUGGUGGAUAAGCUCCAGGGGAUCAUCGUGGCCAGAAACCACACCGAAACGUCUCCUCCAUGCAGGCCGAACCCGAACCGUCGGCCAACGCCGCCGCCAAGAGUCUCCUCGUUAUCUCCAGUGAUGAUCCACAAACCUCCCACGCCUUAUCCACGGCCGCUCUCGCACUCCUCUGCUGCCUCCAGCUCUUCUUCCUCCUCCUCCUCCUCUUCUUCUUCAUCUGCCGGUUCCUGUGCAGACAGUUUUGCAGGAUACCGCAGCCCAAAGGGAUUGCACGGAGGAAACAAACCCAGCAAGAGAUCAGAAGCUGCAGACCAUAACGGACACAUUCGAUUCCACAAUGGAGCUGUUGCAAGAGCUCAACAAGAAGACAAGCAGGACUGCAAUAUCACAGGCUGCUUGACAACAAGCAAGAAGAAGAAGAAAGAUAAGCAGCUAUUUUAGAAAUAACGUCUGCAUCAUCAUUAGAAACAGACGAAAUUGAUCUACCAGGCUUUUUCUUACAAAUUCAUAUCAACUUUUUCUCGCCACAAAUUCAGACAGCUUUGCAUUUUACUGGAUCAACUGAAGAAUGUAAAAUGAAAUUAAACAAGAGGUACAAAAAGGUUUAUGUGCUUAAUUUAAAUUUUCAUUAAGUUUAUUUGUGACAAUUGUUCCCAUUUUCUCAUCAAAGCCAUCAUUUUAUGCUGCUGUUCUGUUUGGGGCUUAAACAUAAAAUCUUCAUACUAAAUCUGAUUUAGGCCAUUUUUUCCCCCCACAUCCCGUUAUUUUCUUUAACAAAAUGACAAAUGAUAUAUUGAUAAAUCUU